UCGCUUUUCAAGAUUCCGAAAUCUGAAUCAAUGGCUGGCCUUAUUCGAACGGUUCAAAGAACGCGUAGAUGGAAAUGGAAUUGUUCUUCGCCUUCGUCGGUUGUUAGAACCCUGAGAGCGAGUAAUGAACUCUCUGGUAACUUGGAUUUCGGAAUCAGAGCUUACGCAGCAGAAGUUGAAACAGUUACCAAAUCGCCCUUUGAAUCCAACAUUUUACGAAUACUCCGAAACGAGAUGGAGUACCAGUUGGAGUACGCUCCUCCACAACAGCCUGUUACCAAAUUCAAUGCGUUUACGGUUGAAGGGCGACCUGGUGAGCAGGUGAUUACGAUUAGGGGGAAAUUUGGGGAGGGGGAAGAUAUCAAAAUUGAAGCUACCAUGUUUGAUGGGUUUGAACAUGUUCCUGUGGUUGGAGAUGACAGUUCUGGGGUAAAUGUGCGUCUUCACCUCAGUUUAAUUGUGGAUAUAUCAAAAGGGGGAGGUGAUAGUACAUUAGAAUUCAUCUGCUCGGCAUGGCCCGGGUGUCUAGAUGUUGAGAAACUUUAUGUAUUGAGGUGUGGUCAAAUGCCGGCUAGGCCUUACCUCGGACCUGAUUUCAGGGACCUGAAUCCUAAGAUUCAGGAAAAGUUUCGCGAGUACUUGGACGCUAGGGGAGUAAAUAAUGAACUCGCUGUCUUCUUACAUGAUUAUAUGAUGAACAAGGAUAGAAUUGAACUCCUGCGGUGGAUGAAUAGUCUUAAGUCUUUUGUGGGAAAAUAAACGGGUACGCUUGGCAACUAAGAAUUGGUGUUAAAAUUAUGUUUUGUAAUUCUAGGAAUUAGUUUCUCUGGCGAAAAGUCAUUAAUUUGUAACAUUUUGCAUCAGUUUCUUUAUUUCAUCUGAGUGCACCUCGACAAUGUCGAGCAUUAGGAGGCAAGGGCAGUAAAUAAUGAACUCUAUAUUUUCUUACUUGGUUAUAUGAUGAGGAACUGGGAUAGAGAUGAACAUCUAUUGUGGAUGGAUAGUUUCGAGUCUCUUGGAAAAUAGACAGGUAAGCUUGGCAACUAAGAAUUGAUGUAAACACGUCUAAGUUUUUCCGUUGUAGGAAUUACAUAGCUCAUGUAAAAGUUCAUUUGAUUUGUAGUAUCUGCAUCAUUUUCUUUAUUUGAUAAUAAAAUCAUGCAAGUACACCUUAUGAAUGUUGAGAAAUAGGAGUCCCAUAUGU
This is a messenger RNA of Gastrolobium bilobum, 1204 nucleotides long. RefSeq lists its product as uncharacterized. The transcript is spliced from 3 exons. NCBI's taxonomy places the organism in Eukaryota, Viridiplantae, Streptophyta, Magnoliopsida, Fabales, Fabaceae. Gene Ontology annotation, cellular component: mitochondrial matrix. The record is from RefSeq and is a predicted model, not a curated record. Bases 31 to 759 code for a protein of 242 amino acids.